UGUGCCACAAAUAUGAAGUGUAUGUUGGUUUACUCACGUUCCUAAGGGUGUUUCACUGGCCUGGCCUCAGUCUCCUCAUCUCUAGAAUGGGUAUAAUGAUAGCUACUUACAGGCCUUCUGUGGAUAUUGAUGAAUUGUUGCAUCUUUUCCCUUCCUUUCCCUUCCAUUCUACCAGAAUGUGGUGAAAGGCCCAAUUUUGAGAGAGGAGCUCAGUAUUCCAGAAUCAUAGACGGGGUGGAGGCUAAAGUGGGUGAGUUUCCAUGGCAGGUGAGUAUUCAGGCAAGAAAUCAGCAUUUCUGUGGUGGCACGAUCAUCAGUGAGUGGUGGAUUGUCUCGGCGGCUCACUGCUUUUUCUCGGAGGAGAUACUUCCCUCAGAACUAAACAUUGUGCUGGGAACCAAUAGCUUAACCGGCCCGUCUCUGGAAGUAAAGGGGGUCACGACCGUGAUUAUCCACAAGGACUUUAAAAAACUCAACAUGGACAAUGAUAUCUCCUUGCUGCUGGUGGACUCACCCAUCACGUUCAACGGCCUGAAAGAACCGAUCUGCCUGCCCACGCAGCCCAGCCCCUCCACGUGGCACAAGUGCUGGGUGUCAGGAUGGGGUCAGAUCAAAAGUGCCAAACAGCCUAUGGAAACUGAGCUGAUGAAAGUGCCAAUGAUCAUCAUGGAUUGGGAGAAGUGUUCAAAGGAAUUUCCAAAACUUACCAAAAAUAUGCUGUGUGCUGGAUACAAGAAUGAGAGCUACGAUGCUUGCCAGGGUGACAGUGGUGGGCCUCUAGCCUGCACCACGAAAUCUGGCAACAAGUGGUACCUGGUGGGCAUCAUCAGCUGGGGAAGGAGCUGCGGACGGAAGGCCACCCCGGGAAUGUACACCCUGGUAGAGAAUUACCACCCCUGGAUCAGGAAGGUGACUGAGUUAGAGGGAAGGCCCUUCGGCGCUGGGAAAAUAGGAGCCUCCCCUAAACAGAAACCAGGGCGCUCCUGGGCCUUAGAAUUCCCGGAGCCAGGCAGCUCCAGAUUCUGGCUUCUGCUCUACUUUCUGUCCUAUAUGCUAUUCUAGGCAAUUUUCUAUGGAUAA
Molecule: messenger RNA, 1080 nt
Organism: Vicugna pacos (alpaca)
Lineage: Eukaryota; Metazoa; Chordata; Mammalia; Artiodactyla; Camelidae
Source: RefSeq, a predicted model, not a curated record